Molecule: messenger RNA, 1101 nt
Organism: Zygotorulaspora mrakii
Lineage: Eukaryota; Fungi; Ascomycota; Saccharomycetes; Saccharomycetales; Saccharomycetaceae
Gene: KSS1
Product: mitogen-activated serine/threonine-protein kinase KSS1
Exons: 1
Coding region: 1-1101 (366 amino acids)
Biological process (GO): protein phosphorylation; intracellular signal transduction
Cellular component (GO): nucleus; cytoplasm
Molecular function (GO): MAP kinase activity; ATP binding
Source: RefSeq, a predicted model, not a curated record
AUGCCGAGGACCAUAACUUUCGAUAUACCCGCACAGUACAAGCUCGUGGCUCUUGUGGGCGAAGGAGCCUAUGGGACUGUUUGUUCAGCUGUCCAUAAACCCACAGGGAUCAAUGUUGCUAUCAAGAAGAUUCAACCGUUUAGUAAAGCGAUGUUCAUAACACGAACUUUACGUGAAAUAAAAUUAUUGCGAUAUUUCCAUAACCACGAAAAUAUCAUAAGCAUACUGGACAAAAUAAGGCCAACGUCCAUAGAGAAAUUGAAUGCUGUAUACCUGGUGCAAGAAUUAAUGGAGACCGACUUGCAAAGGAUUAUAAACAAUUAUGCCACAAAUCCGUUGAGUGAUGAUCAUAUACAGUAUUUUACAUAUCAAAUCUUGAGAGCAUUAAAAUCAAUUCACAGUGCCAAAGUGAUUCAUAGAGACCUUAAACCAUCAAAUUUGCUACUGAACUCUAAUUGCGACUUGAAAGUUUGUGAUUUUGGGCUGUCAAGAUGUCUAGCAAGUAGUAGUGAUUCUAAGGAAACUUUAGUUGGCUUCAUGACAGAAUAUGUGGCCACUAGGUGGUACAGGGCUCCUGAAAUUAUGUUGACGUUCCAGGAAUAUACAACAGCUAUGGACAUAUGGUCUUGUGGCUGCAUACUAGCAGAGCUUGUAUCAGGUAAACCUUUGUUUCCUGGGAGAGAUUAUCACCAUCAAUUAUGGCUCAUAUUAGAAGUUACCGGAUCUCCCACAUAUGAGGAUUUUGAAUCAAUCAAAUCACAACGUGCUAAGGAAUACAUAGCUAAUAUACCCCUGAAACCAAAGUUAUCGUGGGAUAUCUCCCUGAACAAAACGGGCUUGAACCCUAUGAUGCUCGAUCUAUUGGAUAAGAUGUUAACGUUCAAUCCAAACAAGAGAAUCAGUGCUGCGGAAGCCUUAGCACAUCCCUAUCUUUCUACAUAUCACGAUCCAGAUGAUGAACCAGAAUAUCCUCCGCUAAAUUUGGAGGAUGAAUUCUGGAAACUUGACAAUGAGAUCAAGAGUCCCGACGAUGAGACAGAACUGUCUAUGGAUACCCUGAAACUAAUGCUGUAUAGCGAAAUAAUGAAGCCCAUCAAUUGA